Messenger RNA from Caenorhabditis angaria, 3308 nucleotides. NCBI's taxonomy places the organism in Eukaryota, Metazoa, Nematoda, Chromadorea, Rhabditida, Rhabditidae. The record is from the annotation of a GenBank genome assembly.
AUGACACCAAGUUUAUCGAUUAUUUUUGAAAAUGAGAGUGAAAAUGAAAAAUUGGCGGAUGUUGGACAUCGAUUUCAUUCGGAUCCUGUUAGGUUUGCAUUUAGAGGUUUUUUGUGGCGAAAAUUAUUUAAAGGUGCAUACAGUAAUCCUUAAAGGAACAUCUACCGUAUUUUUAAACUUGAUUUUGGUAUUUUUAAAGGCGCAUACAGUAAUCCUAUCAAAAUAAGGUCACAAAUAGAAUAUUUUAUUUUAAAGGUGCAUACAGUAAUCCCACAAUUUUUCACGAUCAAAUUAAAGAACAUUGAUCCUUGAAGGAACAUCUACCGUAUUUUUAAACUUGACUUUGGUAUUUUUAAAGGAGCAUACAGUAAUCCUAUCAAAAAUAUGGUCACAAAUAGAAUAUUUUAUUUUAAAGGUGCGUACAGUAAUCCCACAAUUUUUCACAAUCAAAUUGAAGAACAUCUACCGUAUUUUUUUUUGUAUUUUUAAAGGCGCCUACAGUAAUCCUAAAAAUAUGUCUUUUUCGCCGUAAAAACACUUGCAGGCUACAGUACCCAAGGCUUUCUAGGCCCCGCAAAAAAAAUUCUAAAAAUUUUUUUUUGCAGAGCAAACGCAGUUUCAGCAGCUCGCCGGCUGCUCGACGAUUCACGUGGAAAAUCGUGGGAAGAAUUGGCGCGAAAAUACACACUUGGUCUAGAAGCUGCACCGUGUGUUGAAAGGUACCGUUUUGAAUCCCAUUUCUCAUCAGAAAAAUCACAAUUGCUCAGAUUAACCGCUGAAGAAUUGGAACAGAGUUUGGACACAAUGCCCGAAUACAAAAAUUAUCGUUUCAAUCGCAGUCGAUCUGUUGAUCUUAGUCAAAUUUCCAGGUGAGAGUCAUUUUCAGCAUGAGAAGCUGAAAAUUUCUGAACUCGGCUGAAAAUCCACGUCAUUUUGAGUCCAAAUAUAGUCAUGUUUAGAUUCAAAAUGACGUGGAUUUCAUGAGAAAUUUCAAAAUUCUAGUUUCAGAACCAUUUUCAGCAUGAAAAUCUGAAAAUUUUGAAUCUAAACUUGGCUGAAAAUCCACGUCAUUUUGAGUCCAAACAUAGUCAUAUUUAUAGUCAAAAUGACGUGGAUUUUAUGGAAAAUUUCAAAAUUUCUAUUGCAGAAUCAUUUUCAGCAGGAAAAUCUGAAAAUUUUAAGCUUAAACUUUUUCUGAGCCCAAAUAUAGUGAUGUUUAGAUUCAAAAUGACGUGGAUUCCACGGAAAAUCUAAAAAUUUCAAUUGCAGAAUCAUUUUCAGCUUGAGAAUCUGAAAAUUUUGAAUCUAAACUUUUUCUGAGCCCAAAUAUAGUCAUGUUUAGAUUCAAAAUGACGUGGAUUUCACGGAAAAUCACAAAAUUUCAAUUGCAGAAUCAUUUUCAGCAUGAAAUUCUGAAAAUUUUGAAUCUAAACUUGGCUGAAAAUCCACGUCAUUUUGAGCCCAAAUAUAGUCAUGUUUAGAUUCAAAAUGACGUGGAUUUUAUGGAAAAUCUCAAAAUUUCAAUUGCAGAAUCAUUUUCAGCAGGAAAAUCUGAAAAUUUUGAAUCUAAACUUUAUCUAAGCCCAAAUAUAGUCAUGUUCAGAUUCAAAAUGACGUGGAAAAUUUUCAGAAUCAUUUUCAGCCUGAAAAUAUCCAAAUCUAGAUUCAAAAUGAUCCAAUUUCCAUGAAAAACCUCGAAAAUUUACAGAGAAAAGUACCUAUCAAGAUGGUCACGCGAAAACACGCCAGUCGAAAACAGCAAACGAUACGAAUCGCAUGUUCGGCGAAGUUAUACGCCGGUUCGCGAAAUAUCCUCAUAUUCAAAUAUUCUCGAAACAAAUCCGUCAAGAUCACAUCGUUCACCAUUGGCUACUGUAACUGCACCAUAUCACACGAAUAUUCAUUAUCGAUCCGAAAUUGAGCCAUUCCGAAAAUAUGAUGUUUAUGGAUUGCGAACAUGGAGUUAUCCCAUUUAUAAGUUUGUUUUUUUUUCUGUGCAUUUUUUCGUCACGGUGUUUGCAGAAUCGUGAAAAUCCACGUUUUUUGAGUCUAAACAUAGUCAUGCUUAGGCUCAAAAUGACGCGGAAUUCUUAAAAAUCGAGUUUCAGAUUGACUUUCAGCAUAGAAAUCUGAAAUUUUUGAAAAUAUGAUAGAAGAAACCGAUCGAUUGAAAAAAAUCGGGGGAAAAAUAUCAGAAAUUUUUGAAACGUAUUUUUUCGGGCAUCAGUUUUUGAGAAAUUCUAGCUGAAAAUGCCUGAAAAUCGAUUUUUCAAGUGUUUGAGCAUCAAAACAAAUUUUCAGCAAUAAAUUUUUGCAGAUGAAAAAAAUCUGGAACUGUUCCCGAACUUUUCAAAGAAAUAUAGUCAUGUUUAGAUUCAAAAUGACGUGGAUUUUAUGGAAAAUCUUGAAAUUUCAAUUUCAGAAUCAUUUUCAGCAUGAAAAUCUGAAAAUUUUGAAUCUGAACUUGGCUAAAAAUCCACGUCAUUUUGAGUCCAAAUAUAGUGAUGUUUAGAUUCAAAAUGACGUGGAUUUCAAGGAAAAUCUCGAAAUUUCAAUUUCAGAAUCAUUUUCAGCAUGGAAAUCUGAAAAUUUUGAAUCUAAACUUGGCUGAAAAUCCACGUUUUUUUGAGUAUAACCAUAGUCAUGUUUAGGUUCAAAAUGACGUGGAUUUUAUGGAAAAUCUCGAAAAUUCAUUUUCAAAUUCACUUUCAGCAUGAAAAUCUGAAAAUUUUGAGUCUGAACUUGGCUGAAAAUCCACGUUAUUUUGAGUAUAACCAUAGUCAUGUUUAGAUUCAAAAUGACGUGAAUUUCAUGGGAAAUCUCGGAAUUUCAAUUUCAGAAUCAUUUUCAGCUCAAAAAUCUGAAAAUUUUGAGUAAAUAUAACCAUAUCCAUGUUUAGAUUCAAAAUGACGUGAAUUUUACGAAGAUUCUGGAAUUCCCACUCAAAAAUCUUUUGCAGAUACGUGAAUGGUGUAAACCGCGAUUCGGAUUACCGUCGUCCAUACUCCUUCGAUCGUUCCUAUGCAAAUACACCAGUCUACACACCUCCCCAAUUAUCAGCCGAAUCUCGUCCAAUCACAACUCGUCGCGGUUAUUCCGGCUACUCAUAUCUAGCCAAUGAGACCAAUUUCGAUGUCUCAUCUCGCCCAAAAAGCCUCUCUUCUUAUAUGUAUAAUAACAAAUAUUUGGGAACUUGUUCGGCUCCCUGGUAUUGGUCUUAUCACGGCAAUUCAUCACUUCGACAUUUUAACAGCUAUCGACCACAUAAUUGGACAAGUACAACUGCAACUUGGUCGAAAUAUUAUUGA